CAACCCAAACCCUAGUAGCCGUCAGACACGCCUCUCCCAUAUAUAACCACCUUAUUCUCCCAAAACACACACACAGAACGAGACACAGGCGAUCAACCAUGUCGAAGCGAGGUAGGGGAGGAUCGGCCGGGAACAAGUUCAGGAUGUCACUGGGUCUUCCCGUGGCAGCAACUGUGAACUGCGCAGACAACACUGGUGCUAAGAAUCUCUACAUCAUAUCCGUCAAAGGGAUCAAAGGUAGGCUCAAUCGCUUGCCUUCAGCUUGCGUUGGUGACAUGGUCAUGGCCACUGUCAAGAAAGGCAAGCCUGAUUUGCGUAAGAAGGUUCUUCCUGCUGUCAUUGUUCGCCAGCGCAAACCUUGGCGCCGAAAGGACGGUGUUUUCAUGUACUUCGAAGAUAAUGCUGGUGUCAUUGUGAACCCCAAGGGAGAAAUGAAAGGUUCUGCUAUCACCGGUCCAAUUGGGAAAGAAUGUGCUGAUCUGUGGCCAAGAAUUGCCAGUGCUGCCAAUGCUAUUGUCUAAAAGUGAAUUCUGUGCUCUUGGUGGUUGUAGGAUUCUAAUUUGGUAUUUGGGAGUUUUGCCUAGCUUAUAUAAUCAUUUCCUUGUUUUAUGGACAUGUGAUGAGAUAGUUUGUCUUUUCUCAUAAUGAGAGCUGUUAGUGUUAUUGCACUAUUUCUAUUUAUGCAAAUUUUUCAUGGUGGUGCUAAUUUAAUUAUAUCAUUUGCCUUUAGUUAA
This is a messenger RNA of Quercus lobata, 734 nucleotides long. RefSeq names its product 60S ribosomal protein L23. Bases 99 to 521 code for a protein of 140 amino acids. The record is from RefSeq and is a predicted model, not a curated record. Gene Ontology annotation, cellular component: cytosolic large ribosomal subunit; ribosome. Lineage: Eukaryota; Viridiplantae; Streptophyta; Magnoliopsida; Fagales; Fagaceae. The transcript has 4 exons. Gene Ontology annotation, molecular function: structural constituent of ribosome; large ribosomal subunit rRNA binding. Gene Ontology annotation, biological process: translation.